UUUAGGUGCGGAUAGAGCUCCACACAGGUGUCACAUUAAAACAGGAUUCUUUCUGCUACUUACAUUAGUGUUCUUAUUGACUGCCAUUACUUACGUCUCUGAAUUCCCUCUCAAGACUGCUGUGCUCCCUGACACCUUGUAUAAAAAAGUGCUAAAUCAGAUACGCUCCUAUUAUGUGGUGACUGAGUACCUAUCUGCCAGUGAAAAUCAAACAAUAUUUUUAGCACCCAACAGUGUCCAACAGAGUCCUACACAAACCACAGACAUUUUGGUGCAUCAUCAUGUGGCUCAUCCAAGCAACUAUCAUUUCAUUCUGGACGAACCUGAUAAAUGCAAGCAGGAUCUGUUCCUGGUCUUGAUGGUCCCUGUGGCCCCCCAUGAGGUAGAGGCUCGUAACGCCAUCCGCAGCACAUGGGGGAAUGAGAGCUCAGUGCAGGGAAAAGCAGUGCUGACUCUGUUCUUGGUGGGUUUGACUGGAGGAGCCGAAGCUCAACAGCAGCUGGAGGAAGAGAGUCGACAACGCAGAGAUUUGCUGCAGAGCAACUUUGUGGACUCCUACUUCAAUCUGACCAUAAAGACCAUGGUGAUCAUGGACUGGUUGGCCACUCGUUGCCCUCAAGCAGCUUAUGCUAUGAAGGUUGAUUCUGACAUGUACAUAAACCUGGAGAACCUGAUGAGCCUCUUAUUGUCACCCAACACACCCGGACAGAACUACAUCACAGGGCAUUUGAUGUGGGACCGGCCUGUUAUCAGAGACAAAAACUCUAAAUGGUACGUGGCAGAGGAAUUGUACCCUGAACCGAAAUACCCCACGUACCUGCUGGGAAUGGGAUAUGUUUUUUCCAAUGACCUUUCAGAAAAAAUUGUUGAUGCUUCCAAGGAAGUAAAAGCCUUUAACAUAGAAGACGCAUAUGUGGGUGCUUGUCUGAAACAGUUGGGCGUUGCACCCUCAUCUCCCCCAGACCCUUCACAGUUUAGAGCCUAUCUGGGACAAUAUAAUCGAGAAGAUUUUCUCAGAGUUAUUACGACAAUCAUGCGAUCCCCACAGCAGCUAAUAGACAUUUGGAAGGAUGUAAAGAGGCCCAUAUAAAACAAAUCAAAAUGGAGUAGAUUAGUGGUAGCCUGCAUGAUUUUAUUUAUAAAAGACUAUUAGACAAU
Sinocyclocheilus grahami is the source of this 1158-nucleotide messenger RNA. RefSeq names its product beta-1,3-galactosyltransferase 2-like. Gene Ontology annotation, molecular function: N-acetyl-beta-D-glucosaminide beta-(1,3)-galactosyltransferase activity. The transcript has a single exon. Lineage: Eukaryota; Metazoa; Chordata; Actinopteri; Cypriniformes; Cyprinidae. Gene Ontology annotation, biological process: protein O-linked glycosylation. The record is from RefSeq and is a predicted model, not a curated record. Gene Ontology annotation, cellular component: Golgi membrane. The annotation marks the transcript as partial.